Fusarium odoratissimum NRRL 54006 is the source of this 582-nucleotide messenger RNA. RefSeq lists its product as uncharacterized. NCBI's taxonomy places the organism in Eukaryota, Fungi, Ascomycota, Sordariomycetes, Hypocreales, Nectriaceae. Bases 1 to 582 code for a protein of 193 amino acids. The record is from RefSeq and is a predicted model, not a curated record. Gene Ontology annotation, molecular function: L-2-aminoadipate:2-oxoglutarate transaminase activity; aromatic-amino-acid:2-oxoglutarate transaminase activity. The transcript is spliced from 2 exons. Gene Ontology annotation, biological process: L-tyrosine biosynthetic process; aromatic amino acid catabolic process.
AUGUCUCUUGCAUCGUAUUUGAACCUGGGAUCUGCCAGAGAUGAGACUGAUUAUGACUUUGCCAUUGCCUUGAACUAUGGGUUUACAGCUGGCUCUCCUCAAAUCCUUCGCUUCAUGACGGAACAUGUCGAGAUUGUUCACAGUCCUACCUAUAGCGAUUGGGAAUGUUGCGCCACCUACAGUACAACUUCUGCUCUAGAAGUCGCACUGCGUAUUCUUUGCAACCCGGGAGAAACAGCUCUCAUCGAAAGCCACGCCUAUUCAGGAACUCUGGCCUGUGCUCGAGCUGUAGGGGUUCACCUUCAGAGUGUCAAGUUGGAUGAUAAUGGGUUGAUCCCAGAAGACCAUGAUCACGUAUUGACCACGUGGGAUCUUUCCAAGGGCCAAAAGCCCUAUGUCUUGUACACGAUUCCCACAGGACAGAAUCCUACUGGAACGACCGACAUCGCUUCCAGAUCCAAUGAACUUGAUGGCUAUCUGAGUAUUCUACCUACAUCUUAUCUGUCUCUCGAUGUCUCUGGUCAUGUUCACAAAAUGAACUCAACUUCCAAGAUUCUCGCCACUGGACUCCGCGCCGGCUGA